Molecule: messenger RNA, 1629 nt
Organism: Glossina fuscipes
Lineage: Eukaryota; Metazoa; Arthropoda; Insecta; Diptera; Glossinidae
Product: epimerase family protein SDR39U1-like
Exons: 1
Coding region: 567-1469 (300 amino acids)
Source: RefSeq, a predicted model, not a curated record
UGACAAUCGACGCAACUUUUCAAAACGCAUGCAUACAGGAAGUUUUUCUUGAAUAAAAAUUAUAUUGAUUUUUUUCUAGAAAGCAUAUAUGAAUAAAAAUCAGAUAACAGAACGCGACUGAGCGAACACGACCUCUCUUUCACGUUUGUAUUGUAAUUCUAUAAAUUUUUAAUCUGAAUUUAUUUAAAUAAUAUUAAAUAUUUAUUGAAACAUUGCUUAUGAAUUCUUAGUUCUGCUAAACUAACUCUGUUUAUAUACUUAAAUGUCAAAAGUAAUAAAUAUCAGGAAGGAACGAACGUACGAUGACAUUUCAAAAUCGAGACUUAUUGAAAAAAAACUCUUUUUUUUUUGUUUAAUACUAUUUAUCUACUUUCGGAAAAUUGUUCAACUUUUUCUUAAGUAAAAAAAAAAAAUCAAAAUUUAAGUAAAAAAUCGCUGCAGAUGGAAUCUUGAAUACUGAUCAUUCAUAUUCCAUCACUUUGUCGAUUUUUAAUAAUUAUUUAUUCAGUAGAGUUUUUGCGAAAACAAAAUAAUCCUAUUCGAAAAGAACAUUUUAUUAUAACACAAUGGGCAAGCACACCUUAAUCGGCGGCGGUACCGGAUUUAUUGGUUCGCAUCUCGCCAAACAUUUAUUAGAGCGGGACUAUCAAGUGACAAAAGUCUCUCGUCUGCCUGGUCGCAAGAGUAUUACGUGGCAUAAGUUGCAAAAAGAUGGCUUACCGUCAGGUGUUACGUCUGUAGUAAAUUUGGCCGGAGAAAAUGUUUUAAACCCAUUGCAUCCUUGGACCGAGGGUUUUAAACAAAAUGUAUGGAAUUCUCGGAUCAAUUCAAGUGCCCAUAUGGUCAAGGCCAUACAAAAAUCUCAUGAUGUGGAAGUGUAUAUCAAUAUUAUCGGCGUUAGUCAUUAUAAGCCGAAUGAGUUGAAAAUUUACUCUGAACAGGACAGAGUUGAAGGUUAUGAUUUUUUGUCAAAUUUAUGCUUAGAAUGGGAGAAGGCAGCCACUCUACCCGAGGAUACUGCUAGAAACACUAGAACGAUUAAAUUGCGAACAGGUUUAGUAAUAGGUCGAGAAGGUGGCUUGAUUCGAGCCAUAUGGCGGCCGUUCAUGAUGGGACUUGGCGGUCGAUUGGGUAGCGGUAAACAAAUCCUCCCUUGGAUUCAUUUGGAAGAUCUAUGUGGUCUAAUACAAUAUUGCAUAGAAAAUAAAAAGAUUGAAGGACCUGUUAAUGCUGUUGCACCCGAAAUUAUAACAAAUGAAGAAUUUUCAAAAACGUUCGCGUCCGCAUUUAAUCGACCAUGUGUUUUUACGAUGGGAGAAACAAUGAUCAAAUUCUUAUAUGGCGAUGAGCGGUCACCUUUAUUAUUAAACGGAGCUAAAAUUCACCCUGACAAAGCUUCAAGUAGCGGCUUUCGAUUUCAAUAUCCCACUGUUAAGGCGGCUUGCAUGGAAAUGGUAGGGAAAGAAUAGUUUUGUCUUUGUUUUCGUUUUUCUUUCUUUUUUUUAUGUUUAGCUGACUUGAUGACAGCACACGCACUUUAUAUUGACAGUCAAAUAGUUAUAAAAUUUUCGUAUUAAGCUUUCCCAGUAUUAUCGACAAUCCCGCAAAUGAUGAUAGAUUUGGUUAAAA